This is a messenger RNA of Linum tenue, 1743 nucleotides long. The record is from the annotation of a GenBank genome assembly. NCBI's taxonomy places the organism in Eukaryota, Viridiplantae, Streptophyta, Magnoliopsida, Malpighiales, Linaceae.
AAUUAGCCAUCCAGAAACAAAUAGGAGAGGACCGAGGAAAGGGAAUGGAGAGAGUGAAAUGGGGAAUCCUUCCUCAUUCUCCUUCAGUUUCGUAGUCCUCCUCUCCGUCUCCCUCACAGCUUCAUCACCGUCCGCCAAAUUCUUCCUCAAGUCUCCGUCUCCGUCGCGGCCGUCGAUUCCCAAGGCGACGCCGUGCGAUUUGCUCUCCGUCCUAGGCUCCGCUAAUCAAUCCUCCACAGUCAACCCCCUGGUCUCCCGGGAGCUCACGUCUUGCCUAAAGUUCCUCGUCCCCUUCGCUCCCGCUGCUCUUGAAUGUCCGGAAUCUUCUCUGGCAAGGCGGAGAUUGCGUUCGGAACGGCUCAACCUCCGCCGCCGAAACCGUGGAGAAGAGAACCAGCUCCUCUGGUGGCCCCCUGAGCCGGUUCUCGAGCUCGCUCGCCUUGCCGUUGACUCCGGCGGCGAUCCUGAUGCUAUCAAUCGCGCUCUGGAUCCAACCGUCUUGCGAGUUCCUGACGUUGAAGGAUGCAAAGAGGAACGGUGCGAACUUACUAGAACGCCGUAUGGGAGGCGCUUCAUAAGUCAGGAGUUGAAUAUCUACUUGGAAUUCUUGUUUGAACUCAUUGUUUCUCGAGCACCUGAAAUUGGGAUGAAUGUGUUGUUGAAUCGCUAUGACUUCUUCCAUGGCCACCUUUUCCUCGCAACUGGCACGGGAAGGCUUGGGAUUCUGUUCCAUGCCAAAGAAUACCCUGCAUAUGACAAAACAGCAUUUCCAUACAACAUGGGAUAUUGCCAAAAGGGAUCCAAUGUGACUUACGAUGAGUCCAUGAAUACGCGGAACAUUCUCUGGCUGGCUCCAUUGCCAGGCGAUUCCGGAAAAGCUUGGGUGGCACCAGGCGUCCUGGUAGUGCUGGAUGCUCAUCCUGGGGGAAUCAUAUACAGAGAUCUCAUACCCAGUUACGUAAAAUUUGUGAGGACCAUAUAUGAAGAUGAUUUUGGGGACGUUGCAGUAGAUGUGAACUACUUGAACGUUGGAGGCGCAGUUGCGGAUUAUCAGAUCUAUGUAUGCUGAAGUUUCGACUUUUGAGAAGUUGAUUGUUCCUGACCUCCCAGCAUCGAAAAGAUGUAAACAAGAAUGAGUUUCGGUCUCACAGUUGCCCUGAGAAAUGAUCAGUUCAGUGAAAAGUUUGCCCCAUCUAUGGAGGUUCAUUAUGGCGUGAAGAAAUUCGGGAUGCUGCUGCUUCUCCUCUCAUAAUUGCAGCUUCUCUCGCAGCAGGUAUAUAUACUUUCGAUUCAAUCGAUUAAUUUCAAAGCUUUAAUUUGUUGCUAAUUAGCUGUUAUUUUGGGAUUGAAGCCGGCGUCGGGUACGUGAUUGGGCAGGAGUCGGAGUUGGGUGGUGGUGGUGGUGGGGAGUGUUGCUACGGUGGUUGGAUUUCACGGUGGAGGUUGGGUCGGGUAGGGUAUUAGAUUUUUUAUUUUUUUAUUUUUUAAUGAAUGUAACAAUGAGGUGGAAAAUAUAGAAAUUUAUUUUUUUAUUUUUAAUAAUUUUUUAGUUGCCACGUCACUAAGUUAACAGUCAACUUUGAGAGUUGACUGCCACAUCAGCCAAAGUUAACGGAGGUGGACGGAGAGUGACCAAACGUGAACAGUUUGAGUAAAUUGAAGUACCACCAAUAGAUUUAAAUAUUUCGAGUGACCAAACUUGAACGUUUUUUGUAAUCUCAGUGACCAACCAUGCAAUUAACC